This is a messenger RNA of Carassius carassius (crucian carp), 977 nucleotides long. Its product is annotated as homeobox protein Hox-D12a-like. The record is from RefSeq and is a predicted model, not a curated record. The transcript has 2 exons. Bases 35 to 832 code for a protein of 265 amino acids. Gene Ontology annotation, molecular function: sequence-specific double-stranded DNA binding; DNA-binding transcription factor activity, RNA polymerase II-specific. NCBI's taxonomy places the organism in Eukaryota, Metazoa, Chordata, Actinopteri, Cypriniformes, Cyprinidae. Gene Ontology annotation, biological process: regulation of DNA-templated transcription.
GGUGUUUAGAAGCGAUCGGGCAAGUUCGUCAGAAAUGUGUGAGCACAAUCUUCUUAGUUCUGGGUAUGUUGCUCCCCUUUUGAAUUUUCACUCUCCAGACUCGCUGUACCUCCAAAACUUACGAGGCACUGGAGUCCAUAUAUCUGGGCUCCCGCAGAUGUCCUAUGGUAGAAGAGAGGUGUGCUCUCUCCCGUGGACUUCUCCAAGUUCGUGCACUACUCCGGCCCAGAGCCGCGCCUACAGUGGCAACUCUCAGCCGUUCUUUAGCAGUUCAGCCGCUGUGAGCGCUAGCCUCAACACUCACAAGAAGGGCUCACUGGAGGAAUCCGGGAGGUACUACUUCCAAGAUGUCAGCCACAAAUCAGAGGAGCCUGGACGACCUAAUGCAGCUUACGCAAGUGACCAAAGAAUCACUGGCUCUGCCAGCAACGACGUUUCAAACUCGGAAAGGCGACAGCAGAGCAGGGUGGCACAGAAUGAACUGAACUUCAGUGACCAGCCAGUGACUGAUGGGUCAAAGCAGUCUGUCGGCUCCAACGCUCAAUUUCAACCAUCACUGAACAGCCAGACCAUCAGAUCAGCCUUCUCUGAUGGAUUGCCAUGGUGUGCCUCACAGGUUAGAUCAAGAAAAAAGAGGAAACCUUACACGAAGCCACAGUUAGCCGAACUGGAGAACGAAUUUAUGAUUAAUGAAUUUAUUAACCGACAGAAACGAAAAGAGCUUUCCGGCAGAUUGGAACUGAGUGAUCAGCAAGUGAAAAUCUGGUUUCAGAACCGCAGGAUGAAGAAAAAAAGACUUAUGAUGCGCGAGGAUAUCUUCACUGUUUACUGAUUUUAUUAUUAUUAUUAUUAUUAUUAUUAUUAUUAUUUACAAUCUAGAGUUUGUUUUUUAUGUGAUGACAUCAUUCAUACAUCUUUUUAACAUACAACAGACUUUUCUUAUGGAGAUCCAAAUCCACCAAGCCCUUCUAUCUGAA